Fundulus heteroclitus (mummichog) is the source of this 978-nucleotide messenger RNA. It is a transcript of the gene tmem70, whose product is annotated as transmembrane protein 70. Lineage: Eukaryota; Metazoa; Chordata; Actinopteri; Cyprinodontiformes; Fundulidae. The record is from RefSeq and is a predicted model, not a curated record. Gene Ontology annotation, cellular component: mitochondrial membrane. The transcript is spliced from 3 exons. The coding region runs from base 79 to 747 and encodes 222 amino acids. Gene Ontology annotation, biological process: mitochondrial proton-transporting ATP synthase complex assembly.
AGAAGAAGAAGAAGAAGAAGAAGUGCUUCCGGUAAAGCAGUCAGCGUCUCAGUAAAACAAGCUGCGUUUUCUGUAACUAUGCUGGUCAGGUUGGUUCAGUGUGCUUACCGGUCUGUGUCCCGUCCUUCAAUGCAGUUUUCCUUUUCUUGUUUUACUGCACCGAGGCAUAACGUGACGCUUCUGACAUUUCGCAGGUCUGCUCCCAUCCUCAGCAAGUCCAACUGUAAGAGCAGCCAAUGUCUCUCUACGACCAGCCGCACUGAGGAUGGGAUACUGGUUUACACGGGGAGCCUGGCAACUGCUGUUAGGGGGGUGAAGAUGUUUUCCUACAGUACCAGCGGCGCAAGCCUCAUUCUCAUGCCUCAAAUCCUCCUUAAGACUGGGCUUGGAGUCAGUAGCAUCGCCGUGCAGAUUGCUUUCACUGGCAUUGUGGGCUUCUUCACCUUCCUCACUCCGAUCCUCCUCCAUCUCAUAACAAAAGGCUAUGUGAUCCGUCUGUACCACAAUCCAGACAGAGACACAUACACUGCCAUCACCUACAGUGUCUUCUUGACUGAAAAACGGUACGCGUUUCAUCAGAGCCAGGUCAAGAUCCCAGCUGUCACCAAAAUGUUCACCACCUUCUAUGCUGGCCACGAAGGGCUCCUGGUGAAUCCAGAUCUCUUCUUGAUUCCACAUGACUACAACCAUCUAAUGGGCUAUGAUAAGCCCUUUACCUUUAAAAAAGAGAAUAUGGAUCAAGGCUGAAUGUUAGAUUUAGUCAAGUCACUAAGUACAUACAGUCAUAAUCAGCUUACCUUUUCGUCCCUAGGAGUUUGACUCCAUCCUAGAUAUAUUUAACAAAUAAUUUCUUCUUGUAAUCUGGAGAGAUAUGUCACACAUAUUCUUUUUCAUAACAAUGUUAACGUGUCAGUGAUCUGUGUGUGCUUGAUGGUUUCAUAUGUUGAUUAAUAAAAACACCAUGUCAUUACAGCCUUA